Molecule: messenger RNA, 1647 nt
Organism: Oncorhynchus masou masou (cherry salmon)
Lineage: Eukaryota; Metazoa; Chordata; Actinopteri; Salmoniformes; Salmonidae
Exons: 1
Coding region: 1-1647 (548 amino acids)
Source: RefSeq, a predicted model, not a curated record
AUGAAGGCUUUAUGUGGCUGGCGCUCACUGUCUGCAGAAUACCCACCACCCCACCUCCACACAGCCCCCUCCACCCCACCUCCACACAGCCCCCCCACCCACCUCCACACAGCCCCCGCCACCCCACCUCCACACAGCCCCCCGCCACCCCACCUCCACACAGCCCCCCGCCACCCCACACCCCCAACCCACCUCCACACAGCCCCCCGCCACCCCACCCACAUCCCCCCAACCCACCUCCACAGCCCCCGCCACCCCACCUCCACCCCCCAACCCACCUCCACACAGCCCCCGCCAACCCACCUCCCAACACAGCCCCCCCACCCCACCCCACCCCCUCCACCCCCACCUCCACACAGCCCCCGCCACCCCACCUCCACAGCCCGCCUCGCCACCCCAGGGGAAUCCGACCAAUUAAAACCCCUCGCCACCCCACCCCCACCUCCACAUCCCCCCACACAGCCCCCCCAACCCACCUCCACACAGCCCCCCGCCCACCCCACCUCCCCGCAGCCCCCUCCACCACCCCCCGCCACCCCCCCACCACACCCCCACGCCCCCGCCAGCCCCCCGCCACCCCACCUCCACGCAGCCCCCCCACUCCACCUCCACGCAGCCCCCCCGCCACCCCACCUCCACACAGCCCCCCACCUCGCCACCCCACCUCCACACAGCCCCCCCCCCCAACUCCACACAGCCCCUCGCCACCCCACCUCCACACAGCCCCCUCGUCACCCCACCUCCACACAGCCCCCCGCCACUCCACCUCCACACAGCCCCCCCACGCCACCCCACCUCCACACAGCCCCCGCCACUCCACCUAACCCACCUCCACACAGCCCCCCAACCCCACCUCCACACAGCCCCCCCACCGCCACCCCACCUCCACACAGCCCCCCGCCACCUCCACACAGCCCCCCCAACACACCCCCCAACCCACACAGCCCCCUGCCACCCCACCUCCCCACAGCCCCCCCAACCCCAACCCACCCCACCUCCACACAGCCACCCCAACUCCCCACCAACCUCCAGCCCCCCACCUCCACACAGCUCCCAGCCCCCCCCCCCACCUCCCCACACCUCCAAACAGCCCCCUGCCACCCCAACUCAGCCUCCAAAUUAGCCCCCCCCACCUCCACAAGCCCCCAGCCCCCCCCCCACCUCCAGACAGACCCGACCUCACCCACCUCCACACAGCCCCCCCACCCCACCGCACCUCCAGACAGCUGCUCUCCACUCCAACUCCAGACAGCUGCUCUCCACUCCACCUCCAGACAGCCCCUCUCCACUCCACCUCCAGACAGCCCCUCUCCACUCCACCUCCAGACAGCCCCUCUCCACUCCACCUCCAGACAGCCCCACUCCACUCCACCUCCAGACAGCCCCUCUCCACUCCACCUCCAGACAGCCCCUCUCCACUCCACCUCCAGACAGCCCCCCCCAACCCCACACAACCACACAGCCCCCCGACCCGACCUCACCUCCAGACAGCCCAUACACCCUACCUCCACACAGCCCCUCCACCCCACCCCACCUCCACACUCCUUUCUCCCUUCUGAGGGAAGGGAGAAAGGAGCCAAUAAAGACAACUCCAUCUAUUACCAAGCAUCUGCCUCCCAUUUUAAUACAGGCACCGUGUGGAUGUAA